This is a messenger RNA of Lampris incognitus (smalleye Pacific opah), 1542 nucleotides long. Its product is annotated as 26S proteasome regulatory subunit 4. The transcript has 11 exons. The record is from RefSeq and is a predicted model, not a curated record. Gene Ontology annotation, cellular component: proteasome regulatory particle, base subcomplex. Bases 15 to 1337 code for a protein of 440 amino acids. Gene Ontology annotation, biological process: proteasome-mediated ubiquitin-dependent protein catabolic process. NCBI's taxonomy places the organism in Eukaryota, Metazoa, Chordata, Actinopteri, Lampriformes, Lampridae. Gene Ontology annotation, molecular function: ATP hydrolysis activity; proteasome-activating activity; ATP binding.
AGCGACAAGUAACAAUGGGUCAAAGCCAGAGUGGAGGACACGGUCCAGGAGGGGGCAAGAAGGAUGACAAGGACAAGAAGAAGAAGUAUGAGCCCCCAAUCCCCACCAGAGUUGGCAAGAAAAAGAAGAAGACCAAGGGACCAGAUGCUGCCAGCAAGCUCCCACUAGUCACCCCUCACACCCAGUGUCGUUUGAAGUUACUGAAGCAGGAGCGAAUUAAGGAUUACCUGCUGAUGGAGGAAGAGUUCAUCAGGAACCAGGAGCAGAUGAAGCCCCUGGAAGAGAAACAAGAGGAGGAGAGGUCUAAGGUGGACGACCUGAGGGGGACCCCAAUGUCAGUGGGUACUCUUGAGGAGAUCAUUGAUGACAACCAUGCCAUUGUCUCUACCUCAGUGGGCUCGGAGCACUAUGUCAGCAUCUUGUCCUUUGUGGAUAAAGACCUACUGGAGCCAGGCUGCUCCGUCCUGCUCAACCACAAGGUGCAUGCUGUGAUCGGGGUGUUAAUGGAUGACACUGACCCCCUGGUGACUGUAAUGAAGGUGGAGAAGGCGCCCCAAGAAACAUAUGCUGACAUCGGAGGACUGGACAGCCAGAUCCAGGAGAUUAAGGAGUCAGUGGAACUGCCCCUCACACAUCCAGAGUAUUAUGAAGAGAUGGGCAUAAAGCCCCCCAAAGGAGUCAUCCUGUACGGUCCACCUGGCACAGGUAAGACCCUGUUAGCCAAGGCGGUAGCAAAUCAGACGUCGGCCACUUUCCUGCGCGUGGUGGGGUCGGAGCUGAUCCAGAAAUACCUUGGAGACGGGCCCAAAUUGGUCAGAGAGCUCUUCAGGGUGGCAGAAGAGCACGCCCCCUCCAUUGUCUUCAUUGACGAGAUUGACGCCAUUGGGACCAAGAGGUAUGACUCUAACUCUGGUGGUGAAAGGGAGAUCCAGAGGACCAUGCUGGAGCUGCUCAACCAGCUGGAUGGCUUCGAUUCGAGGGGAGAUGUCAAGGUUAUCAUGGCCACCAACCGGAUAGAGACCCUGGAUCCAGCUCUCAUCAGACCUGGGAGAAUUGACCGUAAGAUUGAAUUUCCCCUACCGGAUGAGAAGACCAAGAGGAGGAUCUUCCAGAUUCACACCAGCCGAAUGACAGUGGCUGACGACGUAACCCUUGAUGACCUCAUCCUGGCCAAGGACGACCUAUCAGGAGCUGAUAUCAAGGCCAUCUGCACAGAGGCCGGCCUGAUGGCCCUGCGAGAGCGGCGCAUGAAGGUCACCAACGAGGACUUCAAGAAGUCCAAGGAGAAUGUCCUGUAUAAGAAGCAGGAGGGAACACCAGAGGGGCUUUACCUCUAACCUUUAAACUUUCACCCUGCUUUCAAACAAUCCCCCGCACACCUGACCCCUGUCCACCACUGCAGUGUGAGAGAGAGAGGGAGGAGGCAGCAGUUGUUUCGUCUGUCUUCUCAGAGAGUUUUGAUAUAUUUUGUGCAUGUUUUGUUCGUCUCAUCCCACUCUCUUGUUAUCGUUAUGUGAUGUGGCAAUAAAUAAAACCAAAAGA